Molecule: messenger RNA, 1852 nt
Organism: Pteropus alecto (black flying fox)
Lineage: Eukaryota; Metazoa; Chordata; Mammalia; Chiroptera; Pteropodidae
Product: cytochrome P450 1A1
Exons: 6
Coding region: 19-1593 (524 amino acids)
Biological process (GO): progesterone metabolic process; hormone biosynthetic process
Molecular function (GO): oxidoreductase activity, acting on paired donors, with incorporation or reduction of molecular oxygen, reduced flavin or flavoprotein as one donor, and incorporation of one atom of oxygen; heme binding; steroid 17-alpha-monooxygenase activity
Source: RefSeq, a predicted model, not a curated record
GCCAUCUCUACACUGAUCAUGUUUUCUGCGUUUGGACUUGCCAUUCCCAUCUCAGCCACGGAGCUUCUCCUGGCCUCCGCCAUCUUCUGCCUGGUAUUCUGGGUGAUCAGGGCCCGGCAGCCUCAGGUUCCCAAAGGCCUGAAGAGUCCACCGGGGCCCUGGGGCUGGCCCAUACUCGGGAACAUGCUGAUCUUGAGGAAGAACCCACAUCUGGCACUAUCACGGCUGAGCCAGUGUUAUGGGGACGUGCUGGAGAUCCGCAUUGGCUGCACACCUGUGCUGGUGCUCAGUGGCCUGGACACCAUCUGGCAAGCCCUGGUGCGGCAGGGUGAUGAUUUCAAGGGCCGGCCUGACUUCUACAGCUUCACCCUGAUCUCUGAGGGUCAGAGCAUGACCUUCUCCCCAGACUCUGGACCAGCGUGGGCUGUCCGCCGGCGCCUAGCCCAAAAUGCCCUAAAGAGUUUCUCCAUCGCUUCAGACCCGGCUUCCUUAUCCUCCUGUUACCUAGAGGAACAUGUGAGCAAAGAGGCUGAGUACCUCAUCAACAAGUUCCAGGAGCUGAUGGCAAGUGUUGGACACUUUGACCCCUACAGGUAUGUAGUGGUGUCAGUGGCCAAUGUCAUAUGUGCCAUGUGUUUUGGUCAGCGCUAUGAACAUGAAGACCAAGAGCUACUUAGCGUAGUCAACCUGAAUAAUGAGUUUGGGGCGAUAGCUGCCUCUGGGAAUCCAACCGACUUCUUCCCUAUCCUUCGUUACCUGCCCAACCGGGCCCUGAAAAUCUUCAAAGACACAAAUAAGAAGUUGAACAUCUUCAUUCGGAAGAUGAUUAAGGAACACUAUAAAACGUUUGAAAAGGGCCAUAUUCGAGACAUCACAGACAACUUGAUCAACUACUGUCAGGAGAAGAGCCUGGAUGAGAAUGCCAAUAUCCAGCCGUCGGAUGAGAAAAUCGUUAAUGUUGUCUUGGACCUCUUUGGAGCUGCGUUUGACACAGUCACCACUGCCAUCUCCUGGAGCCUUCUGUACUUGGUGACAAACCCCAGUGUUCAGAAAAAGAUCCAGGAGGAGCUGGACACAGUGAUUGGCAGAGCACGGCAGCCCCAGCUCUCUGACAAACCCCAGCUGCCCUAUAUGGAGGCCUUCAUCCUGGAGACCUUCCGACACUCCUCCUUCAUCCCCUUCACCAUCCCCCACUGUGCAAUAAGAGACACAAGUCUGAAUGGCUUUUACAUACCCAAGGGGCGUUGCAUCUUUGUGAACCAGUGGCAGAUCAACCAUGACCAGAAGCUAUGGGGUGACCCUUUUGAGUUCCGGCCAGAACGGUUUCUCACCCUCAGUGGCACUAUCAACAAGGCAUUGAGUGAGAAGGUGAUUCUUUUUGGCUUGGGCAAGCGGAAGUGCAUUGGUGAGACCAUUGCCCGCUUCGAGGUCUUUCUCUUCCUGGCCAUCCUGCUGCAGCAGUUAGAAUUCAGCAUACUGCCGGGUGUGAAGGUAGACAUGACCCCCAUCUACGGACUGAGCAUGAAGUACGCCCGCUGCGAGCACUUUCAGGUGCAGAUGCGCUCUUUGGGGGCUGAGAGUCCUGCAGCCUAGACUCUGUCUUCCUGGCCUGGUUGCCCAGACAGGCCAGAGGUCUGGCCCAGGGAAUCUAAGCUUUGGCCUGAAAUUCACAGAUGUUGAUUUGACUGAUUUUUUGCUAUCUUGCUGCAGGCAAACCUGAGGGAUCAUGCCUGCCCCCAACCCUGGACAUUUCCUUCUGCAUAUUGAAUGCAGACAGUGGAUAUUGCAGGGGCCACAAAGGAGCUGAUACAGCCUUCCCAACUAAUGCUUGAGCUAGGUGAUAUUGUAGGUA